AUGGCAUCAUCAACAUUAUCUUCUCUCUCCUCGACCCCGUUGCAACACAGUUUCGCCGCAAACUUGAAAACUUCUUCUCUAUUUCCCAACAAAAAUUCAGGCUUUAUGGUUUUCGCUCAAAAGAAAGCGAAGAAAAUUCGAAAGAUUAUACUGAAGGAAGAUAUGGUUGAUGUUGGAAAGAAAGGGGAACUUCUUGAUGUGAGGGCUGGGUUUUUCAGAAAUUUCCUCUUACCAAAUGGCAAGGCUCAACUUGUUACUCCUAAAGUACUCAAGCAAAUGAAGAUAGAAGAAGGUAGAAUUGAGGCUGAGAAACAACGGGUAAAAGAAGUGGCACAGCAACUUGCUCUAAUUUUUGAAACUGCUGGGGCUUUUAUAGUGAAACGUAAAGGUGGGAAAGGAAAACAGAUCUUUGGAAGUGUUACGGCUCAAGAUCUUGCGGACAUAAUAAAGGCACAACUUCAAAGGGAGGUGGACAAGAGAAUUGUUAAUCUUCCAGAGAUCAGGGAAACAGGAGAAUAUAUUGCAGAGUUAAAACUUCAUCCAGAUGUUACCGCUAAAGUGAAGGUGAAUGUUAUAGCUAAGUAA
Messenger RNA from Lathyrus sativus (Indian pea), 585 nucleotides. Lineage: Eukaryota; Viridiplantae; Streptophyta; Magnoliopsida; Fabales; Fabaceae. The record is from the annotation of a GenBank genome assembly.